GAGGUGCCGAUAUAGCCAGGCCAGCAACGCCCUUCGCCGCAGUCACUCUCGGACACCCUCUUGGAUAGCACUUUCGUCUCCGCCGUCGCCGCCUUCGCCUGGCCGUCCCAACACUUCGAAGAACAUGAAUCCUUACGGGCCGCUGCUGAGCCCCCUGGCGCCCCAGCAGACCAUCCAGAACCCCCUCCUGCUGCCCAGUUUCCUGGUGUCCAUCAGACCGACUCGAACGGCGUCCCCGGUGCUGCUCUCGGACGACCUGCGCGCGUCGGUGGAGGCCAACCGGGAAGCCAUUAGCGAGCUGAAGAGCAUCGUCUCGAAGUUGCUGGACUGCCAUUCAGGUUGCAACCUCGGGCACGACGAUGACGGUGGUCUGUACGCGUUUCGGGCUCCUCCUGUAGAAAUUGCUCCUCCUCCACCUGGACCCAGCGCAUUGCAUCUCGCCCCUACACCUGAAAUUGUUCCUCCUCCACCUGGACCUCCCGGCUCGAUGCAUCUCGCCGCUACACCUGGAGAAUUCCCAUGGUUGGUAAGCCUACAAGUCACAAACUUCGAGAAAGUGUACGUGCAUCUGUGUGGCGGAACCCUGAUCGCUCCAGCCUGGGUCCUCACAGCUGCACAUUGUCUAGAUAGCGAAAGAAUCCAAGAACUAGUGGUGGUGUUGGGUGAGCACGAUAUGGACAAGGAAGAAGGCACCGAGCAAAAGGUCACGGUUAAGGAGGUCAUUAAACACCCGAAUUACACCCAUUGGAACCGACCUAUGGACAAUGACAUCGCCCUGAUACACCUGUCGGAGGCGGUGAAGGUGCGGGAGGUCGUGUCCUUCGCUGAGCUUCCCUCCAACGUCUUCGAAAUCUCGACCGGUCUGUGUCGCGAAGGAGGCUGGGGCGCUACUGACGAAGGCACCCCAGGCCCCAACGUCGUCAAAAUCAGCGAAGUUCCCUUGUUGGAGAAGGAGAAGUGCAAGGGAGCCUACAACGCUAGCUUAGGGGACAACGUGAUCUGUGCCGGAGAGAAGGGCAUUGGGGCGUGUGUGGGUGAUAACGGCGGACCCCUGAUGUGCCACACCCCAGAAGGAGAGGUCAUAUCAGGUGUCAUGUCAUGGCGUGAGGGUUGUGCACUGCCUGGGAAGCCUGCAGUUUACAUGGACGUUUCCAAAUACAUCCCAUGGAUCAACCACGUCAUGAGAGCAUAGUUUUAUUACAAGAACAAUAUAGUUAAGCAUAUUUUUUAGUCAUUAAAAAAAAUGGUUAUUUCAGAUUUAGUAUUAUACAAACACCCUUAUUUCUUUUUUCAGUGAUUAUUUAUUUUUUGGCUUUAUAGUAAUAGGGAUUUUGUCAAUCAACCUCCAUAUUAACUAAUUUAAUCAGUCUCUGUAAAAUAUAUCCGCAAAAUAGGUAUUGCUCACAAAGCUCAUCACUGCCUCCCAGUAUAAAGAUGUGAAUGUUUGAAAUAAACUGAACGAAAUUAA
This is a messenger RNA of Penaeus vannamei (Pacific white shrimp), 1468 nucleotides long. The record is from RefSeq and is a predicted model, not a curated record. Lineage: Eukaryota; Metazoa; Arthropoda; Malacostraca; Decapoda; Penaeidae.